This is a messenger RNA of Megalobrama amblycephala (Wuchang bream), 3743 nucleotides long. RefSeq names its product netrin 1b (gene ntn1b). The record is from RefSeq and is a predicted model, not a curated record. Gene Ontology annotation, molecular function: protein binding. Lineage: Eukaryota; Metazoa; Chordata; Actinopteri; Cypriniformes; Xenocyprididae. The transcript has 7 exons. Bases 820 to 2625 code for a protein of 601 amino acids.
UUUUGUGCUUUAGAUGUAUUGCACUGUAUAUUGUCUUGCUGUUUUAGUGUUCAUUCUAUUAAAUUAAAAUGAACUUUAUUUAUUUUUCCAUUUAGUUGUAAUGAAAAUAAUAGAUACAGAUCAAGACGUUUUAUUGUGUCACUUUACACUUUUUCAUAAUUUUAGGUGUUGAUAUUUGCCAGAGUUUCUCUAUUUUGACACUGACUUCUUAAUAAAAAAAAACAAAAAACUUUUUCAUAUUUCAUAAUUUAGUAUCCGUGUUUUCAAUUUGUAUUAUACAAAAAAAAAAAAAAAAAUGCUGUCCCCAAAACUGCUGUCAUCGCGCACAAAUAAAAAGGUUUUAAGUUUAAAUUUCCAAGACAUAAAGUGUAGUCAAAAGUUCCCCUAUAAUUGUAAAUAACUAAAAAAUGCAACUAGAUAAACGUGCAUAAGAAAUCCAUUGUGCUUGCACACAGGGCAAUAAAGUGCUUUACUCAUGCAGGCGCACAGAGAGAAUGGUAAAUGACUGAACCCCCUUCCUAUUGAAUACAGGCAGAGCAGCAGAAAGAGAGAAGGGCUGAGCUGCGACACUCAGUCACAGAGAGGCAGAGGUGUGAAUGAGUUAGGCAGAAGAAGAAAGAGAGACUUGGAAAGUAAUAGCAGGUUUUCUGUUUCAUAUUGGUUGAAAGUGGGAAAGAGAUUACAACACAUCCGGGAGAGAGAAAAGAAAGGGAGAGUACCCUAUAAUUUCUUUUUUAGACGGGUUUGCCAUACUUCUCCACCCGAGUAAAGCAGUCUCUCUGAGUGCAGUUUCAGGGACACUGAGGACCAGGGGUUGCAAUGAUAAGGAUUUUGGUAACGUGCGUCUCCAUGGUGUCCAUCACCGCGAUGGUGGCUGGUGCUCGUGGUGGAUACGGAAUGAGUAUGUUCGCGGCUCAGUCCUCCCCUCCGGACCCGUGUUACGACGAGAACGGCAACCCCAGACGCUGCAUCCCCGACUUUGUGAACUCCGCGUUCGGAAAGGACGUGCGCGUCUCCAGCACCUGCGGCACUCCGGCGUCGCGGUACUGCGUGGUGACCGAGAAGGGCGAGGAAAGAUCGAGGGACUGCAACAUCUGCGACGCCACGGACCCCAAGAAGACCCAUCCACCUGCGUAUCUGACAGACCUCAACAACCCUCACAACCUCACCUGUUGGCAGUCGGAGAACUACGUGCAGUACCCCCAGAAUGUGACUCUGACGCUGUCCCUGGGGAAGAAGUUCGAGGUGACCUAUGUGAGCCUCCAGUUCUGCUCUCCUCGUCCUGAAUCCAUGGCCAUCUUCAAAUCCAUGGAUUAUGGGAAAACCUGGGUGCCCUUUCAGUUCUACUCGACCCAGUGCAAGAAAAUGUACAACAAGCCGAGCAAAGCUGCGAUCACCAAGCAGAACGAGCAGGAAGCCAUCUGCACGGACUCUCACACGGACAUGCAGCCGUUAACAGGUGGGCUCAUCGCCUUCAGCACGCUGGAUGGCAGACCUUCCGCGCAUGACUUCGACAACUCUCCCGUCCUGCAGGACUGGGUCACGGCCACCGAUAUUAAAGUGACCUUCAACCGGCUGCACACGUUCGGGGACGAGAAUGAGGAUGACUCGGAGCUCGCCAGGGACUCGUAUUUUUACGCGGUGUCUGACCUGCAGGUCGGCGGUCGGUGUAAGUGUAACGGGCACGCGUCAAAGUGCGUAAAGGACCGGGAAGGGAACCUAGUGUGUGAGUGCAAGCACAACACGGCGGGACCGGAGUGUGACAGGUGUAAGCCGUUCCACUACGACCGGCCGUGGCAACGCGCGACGGCCAGAGAGGCGAACGAAUGUGUCGCCUGUCACUGUAAUCUUCAUGCCCGCCGCUGCCGCUUCAACAUGGAGCUGUAUAAGCUAUCAGGCCGCAGAAGUGGAGGAGUCUGUCUUAACUGUAGACACAACACAGCUGGACGGCACUGCCACUACUGUAAAGAGGGCUACUACAGAGACAUGACCAAGGCCAUCUCACACAGACGAGCAUGCAAAGCCUGUGAUUGUCAUCCGGUUGGUGCGGCUGGUAAGACCUGUAACCAGACGACUGGACAGUGCCCAUGCAAAGAUGGCGUGACUGGCAUCACCUGCAACCGCUGCGCUAAAGGAUACCAGCAAAGCAGAUCACCUAUCGCCCCUUGUAUCAAAAUUCCUGUUGCUGCACCCACAGCCACCUACAGCAGUUCAGAAGAGCCCACAGACUGCGACUCCCACUGUAAGAGCCCCAAGGGCAAGAUGAAGGUCACCAUGAAAAAAUACUGCAAAAAAGAUAUCGCUGUCCAGGUUCACGUACUAAAAGGAGACAAAGCGGGCGAAUGGUGGAAGUUCACUAUCAACAUCAUAUCCGUCUAUAAGCAGGGCGGACACCGCAUUCGCAGAGGAGACCAGCUCCUGUGGGUCCGCGCUAAAGACGUGGCCUGCAAGUGCCACAAAAUUAAACCCGGAAGGAAGUACCUGCUCAUGGGCUCAGACGACGACGACUCUCGCGGUCAGAGCGGCGUGGUGGCGGACAAGGGCAGCCUGCUCAUCCCGUGGAAGGACCUGUGGGCCCGUCGGCUUCGGAAAUUCCAGCAGCGUGACAAGAGGGGCAAGUGCUAGAGGGGAAACACAGAGAGAUUGAAGAACAGGAGAGAAGGAAAGACAAAAUAAUGACCCGAGCACCUACAAGUCGGAGCAGGUUGAUUGAGGAUUGAUCAGAACUGUGGUGAAGGACAACCACUUGUGCAGUUUUGCCUUCUGUCGUUUAGCGUUUUUUUUGUUUUUUUUUUUUUUGGGUUCCCAUCAAGAUUUUAUUUUUUCAUAUCUUCAAUUUUGCAGAAUUUGCACCUACUAUUAAGUAUACAUAUAUGUAAAGUCGUUUAUGUGUGAUCCUUUCUGGUGUCUCUUUAUGAUUUCUGUCUUUUUCCACAAAUGAUAAAAAAAAGAAACAAGCUACUGAGUCAAUUUAUCUACAUGAGCGUUUCACUUCAGAAGUGAAAGUGGGGUCCAAAAGUCUGAGGCCACAUUGAUUAUCUGGAUUUAAAUGUAAAACAAAGAAGAAUUUGUGAUGCGAUCUGGGAAAACCGUCGGAUGUUGCGAUGGAACGUUUUCAGUAAAGUCAAAAAAUAGGUUGAAUGUUUUUUUUUGUUUUUUUUGUCAAAAUUGGGUUUUCAUUAAAUUAUUAUUCUAUAACAUCUUGUUUAUCAUCUCUGAAAAUAUCUUGGCAGAAUUCGCCUGUUGCAGAAAAAUAGCGAUUUAUAGUGGCAAGGCUAAAAAAUCGGCCAUAGCUUUCCCUCUCAUAACACUACAAAGACAGUUCACCUAUCAAAAUAAACCACAUAACAUGUAGAAUGAAGGUGUAUUAAUGCAAAUUUGCCACCAGUCCUGUAUAAACUACAGCACGCAAAGAUUUUUUUUUCUAAUACAACGUUAUUGCGAGAAGGCAGAGCUAUAAUGAACACACAUGUUCUAAUUAUGUGUUUAUUAGAGGUUGAAUUCAAAUCAAAUACUGCACAUACUACUUCUGAAUAGGAUGUCUGCUUAAUAAAAUGUAUGAAAAUAUGGUUCAGAUCACUCAAAUAAAUGGAGGCACCCUUAAAUGGUCAGUAAUGGAGCUUGGGUGUCAUCUAGUGAAAAAGUUUGGCAUUGCACCCAAACUAAAUCUUACUGAAAGCUCAUUUUUUAAAUAUAUCAACCUAAAAAAAAUUCUUGCAGUUUAAGAGUAAAACAUGUUUUGU